CAGCUGAUCGUCAAUUUUCUAGUUUAUAAACAAUUCUAUAACUAACGCCGAUUAAAGCAUUAUAAUGUCAACAAAUGGUAUUGAACCGGUUGCUAAAAAGCCGAAGGUAGAGCCAAAGCUAGCCGCAAAUGGCAAGGUGAAGGAAGAGCAUGAUGAAUAUGAACUUGAACCGUCUGCAUUUAAUCCAAAGUAUCGUGUUUGUCCAUAUCUGGAUACGAUUAAUCGCCACUUACUGGAUUUUGAUUUUGAAAAGUUAUGUUCAAUCUCGCUAACCCGCAUAAACGUUUACGCCUGUCUUGUGUGCGGCAAAUAUUUCCAAGGGCGCGGCACAAAUACGCACGCUUACACACAUUCCGUAUCGGAGGCGCAUCAUGUUUUUCUCAAUCUACAAACAUUACGUUUCUACUGUCUGCCAGAUAAUUAUGAAAUUAUUGACUCCUCGCUAGACGACAUCAAAUAUGUACUGAACCCCACUUUUGAACCCAAAGAUAUAAGACAGCUGGAUCGCUCCGAACCGAAGUACUCACGCACAGUCGACGGCACGCUUUAUCUACCCGGUGUUGUGGGCUUAAAUAACAUAAAAGCGAACGACUACUGUAACGUGGUGCUGCACGCGCUAUCACACGUGGGUCCUUUACGUGAUUACUACUUGCGUGAACAGAAUUAUGCGAAAAUAAAAAGACCACCUGGUGAUUCUAUCUUUAACCUAGUGCAACGUUUCGGUGAACUUAUGCGAAAAAUGUGGAACCCACGAAAUUUUAAAGCACACGUGUCGCCGCACGAAAUGUUGCAGGCGGUAGUGUUGUGGUCUAAUAAGAGCUUUCAAAUAACGGAACAAGGUGAUCCUAUUGAUUUUCUAUCUUGGUUCUUGCACACACUACAUCGUGCACUGAAAGGCAACAAAAAGCCCGAUUCUUCAAUCAUACACAAAAUCUUUUUGGGUGAAAUGAAAAUUUAUACGCGCAAAAUUCCGCCGGUAGAGCUGGAUGAUACGCAGAAAUCAUUACUUUUAGCUACAGAGGAAUAUCAGGAGAAAUGUGAAGAUUCUAAUUUUCUAUACCUGACAUGCGACUUGCCCCCGCCACCGCUGUUCACCGACGAGUUCCGCGAAAAUAUCAUACCACAAGUGAACCUUUAUCAAUUACUCGCAAAGUUUAAUGGAACGACCGAAAAAGAGUAUAACACGUAUAAAGACAAUUUUUUGAAGCGCUUCGAAAUCACGCGUUUGCCACAAUAUAUUAUACUAUAUAUCAAACGUUUCACGAAGAAUACGUUCUUCCUGGAGAAGAAUCCCACCAUUGUCAAUUUUCCGAUUAAAAACGUGGAUUUUGGCGAUAUUUUGUCAAUGAAGAAUCGUGAACAACUCAAAAAUACCAAAUAUAAUUUGGUAGCAAAUAUCGUGCAUGAUGGUGAGCCGAAAAAGGGCACUUAUCGUGCGCAUAUUUUGCACAAAGCCAACGGUCAGUGGUAUGAAAUGCAAGAUUUGCAUGUAACGGAAAUUUUGCCACCCAUGAUCACGCUUACAGAGUCAUACAUACAGAUUUAUGAACAAAAUAACGAUUGAUCCAAUGUACCAUGUGUAUGUAAAUUGAAAUCUACUUAGUUAAGUGAAUAUUAA
Bactrocera latifrons is the source of this 1618-nucleotide messenger RNA. It is a transcript of the gene Usp39, whose product is annotated as U4/U6.U5 tri-snRNP-associated protein 2. The record is from RefSeq and is a predicted model, not a curated record. Gene Ontology annotation, molecular function: cysteine-type deubiquitinase activity; zinc ion binding. NCBI's taxonomy places the organism in Eukaryota, Metazoa, Arthropoda, Insecta, Diptera, Tephritidae. Gene Ontology annotation, biological process: spliceosomal complex assembly; mRNA processing; protein deubiquitination. The transcript is spliced from 4 exons. Bases 65 to 1564 code for a protein of 499 amino acids.